AUUGGAUGAGAAAUGUACGUUCAGAUUGUGGCGGACCAUUUUGCUCUUCACCUUCCCCAUUUCCCCACUCGAGGGAGGCGGCGGCCGGCGAUCUCCCGGCCUCCGGCGAACCCAGCCGCCGCCCGCCAGAUCUUGCGGCUCCAGCCGACCAUACGGACCAGAUGGUGGCCGCCGCGGCGUCCGUGUACCGGCGCGUGCUGAAGGCGGUGCGGAGGCACGUGGGUGGAGGCGCCUCCAGGAAGCACUUCCGCGAGUUCGUCGCCUCCGAGUUCCGCCGCCCCACGGGCACGGAGGCCGACGCCGGAGCGAGGCUGCGGCUCGCCGGGGAUUACGCCUACCUCCUCACCAGCGUCCACAGCCACAAGGACCUGCUUUUCUCGUAUAAUAUAGCUGUGGACCGGUCAGAAGAGAUGAAGAAGAUAUUGAACAAAUCUGCUGCUAGUGUAGGCCUUCAGCUUCCAGAUGUCUAUCAGCCGUGAGGGUUUCUUUUAUGCAAAAAUGUGCAACCUUUUGUACCUUUUUUUUUUGCAUAUUUACUUUCCAUAAAACUUUGCCUUCAAGUUCCAAGUUUCAGUUAGUCUGGAAAGUUUAGAUUGUAAUCUUCAAGAGGUUGUACUCUUUUCCCAAUAAUGAGCAAUGAAAUUGUCAUUUAAUGAUUGACAUUAUUCUGGUCCUGUACA
Oryza brachyantha (malo sina) is the source of this 680-nucleotide messenger RNA. RefSeq lists its product as uncharacterized. The coding region runs from base 6 to 479 and encodes 157 amino acids. Lineage: Eukaryota; Viridiplantae; Streptophyta; Magnoliopsida; Poales; Poaceae. The record is from RefSeq and is a predicted model, not a curated record. The transcript is spliced from 2 exons.